AUGCGGGGGGCUUGUGCGCGCCUCCAGCCCGCCCCUGGAGGCAGUACGCGGGACCGCAGGCUGGAGGCGCGCCGGCGUGAUUCCGACCGCGGGAGCCUGGAGGAGGAGCCGGAGGUAGCUGCGGGGUGCUCCAGCCCAGGCGAAGGAAGGGCAAGAGGCGGUUCGGACCCGGGGCGGCGCCGGGAGACAUCCUCAUCCUCCGGCGGAACAGCUCCGAAUGGCCAAGCUGACCCCUUCUCAUCCCUUGGCCUAGAAGGGGUGCCUCAAGACCCAGGGAUGGGCGGGAAGGGACCAUGGGGAGCCACAAGUCUGCACCCCGGCGGGGAGAAGGCGGGAGGGAGCCGCUCCGCAGGCGCAGGUGUGUGCAUCCCAGCCAGGGUCGGCUGCCAGUCAGCACCUUCCCCAUAUCACCCAGGGCCUAAGGGCGGAGGCGGAGGGCAGGGGACUGCGGAGCUGUCCCUGGAGCGGGACGCGAACCGGCAGAGUUGGGAGAAGAGCCUCUGAGCCCAGGAGCCGAGCAUGCUGCCCCCGCGUGCAGCGCCCGCGUGCACCCAGCCCGGAGAGGGGGCGCCGGGCGGAGGCGGUGGCCCCCGGAAGGUGUCUGGGACCGGACCGGCUGCACGUGAGCCCAGCGCCGGGUCAUGUGCACCAGCUCAGCCCGGUUCGGCGGCUGGACGUGCUGCGUAUCAACAAAAUGAAACUCAGGACGACAGGAGGGCAGAUAGCUCCAGGUUCUCCGAAUCUCCAACCCCGGACGCUCGGCCUCCCCCCGCACCCCUCUCCCGCCGCAGCCCCUCCAACCGGCCGGAGCCCGCGGGGCAAGUUGCAACCUCCGCGCGCCCCCGCCCUCCCGCGCCCCCUCGCCGGCCCAGGGGCGCUUUGCCGCAGUCAUUAAUAAAGAAGGUCGCCAGGCUCACCCUUCCAAAAGUUGUUGUUGCAUGCGCCCCUCUCAGCCUCCCCGCACCGUACUCUUUAAACGACUGACCAACAUGCGCAA
Molecule: messenger RNA, 997 nt
Organism: Ictidomys tridecemlineatus (thirteen-lined ground squirrel)
Lineage: Eukaryota; Metazoa; Chordata; Mammalia; Rodentia; Sciuridae
Source: RefSeq, a predicted model, not a curated record